UCACAUCGACCGUUGAAUCCGUCGAAACUAAUGUUUAGGACCUUGAACUAAACAGUCCUUCCUUCAGUUGUCCAUGUGUCUUGUUGUUUUGAGAGUCUUGAUGGAUCUGCGAUUAGAACUUAAUCUUUCCCAGCCUUCGUGACACCACUAAAUGAGCCUCCAGCUGAAUAAAGCGAUGAGCAUGAUGAUCGGGUUUGAGGCUCCACCGGCUCCACGCAUCAUUAUGGAUGUAAUGGCUAUCAUGGCCAUGAUUGUAUGCGGCGAGACCUUGUACAACUGGCUGAAUUACUUAUAUCCCCCCAAAGGACAACCUCCGCCUAAAGAAGGCUCUGCUGACAAGAAAAGGAUAACAAAGUUAAGAAAACGACGUAAAUCGCCGAGAGAUCCGGCUCAAAGACAAUCCUAUUGGUGGCUGGAGAGUGCCAUGGGUCCAGCAUCUUUCGGAGUGCUCGUUUUGUACGCUUACCAAUUCCAUUGUUAUACACCGUUCAUCGGUGCCACUGUUUUAAAUUUCUGCCGUUACCGCAAUUGGAUGAUCUCGGCCCAGGAUAAAGAGGAGUUCUUCUCCAAUAUCAGUUAUCCGACGGGGGAAGUUUUGGCCUUAGGAUAUUGGAAUGGCUACUUGAAAGCCUUCUGCCAUAAGACGCCCAUUUACUUGAAUAAUGAACACAUGGAAUUUGACGUGGAUGUCAUCAUCGUCAUUCCGAAUUGUUGCACUUUCGCUGAGGCUUCGCUUUUGGAACACGGGUUUGAAGAGGUUGGAUCUCACCAGACGUGUGUUCCAGGGCGUGGCUUCAAUCAGCGGUCAGAAAUCACGAAAAAGGUCUACAAAUACAAAACUGACAUGGGAGAAAGUAAAUUUGUUAUAGUGGACUUUCCGAGCAAUCUGAGAUCGGGCAUGAAAGAGCCUAGGAUGCCUGCAGAACAUCGCAGCCGGAAUAUUAAGUCUUUCAAAAGAAAAAUACUUCAACUUUGGGUCGACUACAACGUGAAAGCUGCCUCCGCUCCAAUAAUAAUUGAUACCAAUGGAAAUCCGAUCCCAGAGAUCAUUGCCCAAAUCCAACAAUUAAGCGUACUUCGAUCUCUUGCUGCGUCUUCAAGCGACACUGACCAACUAUGAUCUCAUGCCAAAAACUAUACACAUUCUUUUAUUAGGCUUUUAUAAUGAGCUUAGGUACAAAAUCUAUAAGUAACAUUCUCGCCAACCAAGAUUCCGCCAGUUUUUGUCACAGAUAGGCUUUGAUGGUUUGACGAACCAUCCUCCGGCAAAUUGGACAAGACUUAUUCUGAGCCUGCAGCAAGGCUCCUUGACAUCCUUGGCAAAUGCACAAAUGCCGACAAGGCAGGAUCAUGAUACACUUUUCUUGAUCUUGGCAUAUCACACACAACUUGUCCUCGCGCUCACGUUCCACUUGCUCAAAGAGUAGAUCCUCCACAUCCUCAUCGUCCUCGAGCAAAUUCCGCCGAAGUCUGGCUUCCCGUCUGAGUAACAAUCGAUCGUAGUUUCGCCGUUUUCGCGUUUGUCGCUCUUGAUCCUCCGGGUCCGAAUCGUCCAAAGAAUAAGGCAAAGCACCCGGCUCCUCCUCCUCAUCGGGAUCACUAUCCCCGGCAUGAUGGAAUUGCGGGACAUGCAUAUGCGACAAGACCAAAGACACACCUUGAGCCACACCUAAGAUCAGGGCCAGGGCUCCUCGCACAAAAUUAAUAUACACAAAAAGGGUGAGCCGGAAAGUCGUUUCGAGCAGCCAUCGGGGCGUGAUCUCGUGGUCUCGGACAAGUUUUCGGACCAAUCGGUAACUGAGAUAGGAGAUCAUCACCCCCGAUGUGAGACCAAUGAACAUUUCCACUGGUGUCGAUUUGAAAGCCAUUGCCACUCGCUGGCAGACCUGGAAACAGGCCUCAAGAGCUCGUUGGAGACUCUGACCCAUAUGGGUGAGAAUUAUGGACACAGUUCUGGGUACCAAUUGAAGGAGCAAGAUAAUACUGGCGCCCAAGAGGUUGGAGCAAUGAACAAUGCCGCUCCAAAUUUGGCCACUCCCUCGAAGCAUGGUUUCGUACAGAUUCAGGACGUUUUUUCCCAUCAAUCCGAAUCCAUUCUGAAUGGCACCAAAGCAAGAAAUCAAUGUCUGACAAAGAUGAUCGACAGUCAAACCGACAAACUCGCCCACGGAAAGCAAGGAUUCCAGGGAUUCCGAGAGGAAAAGAGACAAAUCUUCGAGUGAAAUCCGGAUCCCGAGAAGAAUGGAAGACAUCCAAGAGCCUAAGAGGACCAAAACCCAUGAGACACACCCAACCACGACCUCACAUAGGCGGUGAUUGAGGGAAAUCAAAGUGGUGAGGGAUCGAGUCACGGCACCGCCCAGUCCAUUGACAAUCCUCAAAAGUACGUCGAUAGCCAUCAUGUGUGGAUACCUUGAAACGGUCUUGUGGAGACUACAUCGAGACUAUUGACGUGUUUCUUGUAGGGCAUUCACCAUAACAUGGGCAUUCACGAAGAAGACUCAAAAAUGUUUUGAUGCAACUUCAAAUCAGCUGACUAAGUCAGGGGAACCCUUUAAGUUUGGAGCCAAGAAAAGGCUCGAAUAUCUUGCUUUAUCAAAUGAACUUUGGCUUUAAAGUGGAAUUGAAGACUAGGAAAUGCAUCAUAUUACUUUGCAAUCUAACAUUGGCAUUAGAAGAUGUAUCAAAAAAUGAUGUUGUCCAUUUAACAACGGUCUUCCCGUAAUGUAUAUGCGCAGGUCUCUCAACCUCUUCUUUGUUUUUUUUUUUUACCUCAUAUAUGCUUUGACGCCAAAGAAGAAGCAAAUGCGGAAAUUCGGGAAUAAAUCAAAUAGGGAACACAAAAAUAUCAUGAGUCUAAUGUUCACAUGAGCAUAUUAACCGAGAACAAUUUAACCCUCAUCCAAACAAGAACCAAAAUAGGGUGAAUAAAAAUACACAUUUGACCUGUGUUUACCUUGCGUUCGAUAAGCGAUCGCUCUGUUUACGCACGAUGAACCUAACAAUUGUGAACUAUUCUGAUACAUUUAUUUACUCUAAUUCCCACCUAUCAAGUGCACCUGCAAGGCACGCGUAACAUGUAUAACUUUUUCAAGAGCCUAAAAUCCUUCCAUUGUUGCGUCUUCUUCGACCAUGAAAAAGGCGCCAUCUUCAUCGGGAUCUUCUACAUCUUGGUGGCGUUUGCCACCUCCGCGUGGCAAGUCUACGAGUUCUCCAUCCCUCUCGUGUAUUGGCAAGUCUUGUCACUGGUCAAAAACUUGGGCCUGAUCAUGGGGGUGGUGAGGAAGAAGAUCGAGUACUUUCUCCCUUGGUUGGUGGUAAUGGUGGCAGUCAUCCUCAUUGGACCCGUGGUGAUCAUCUUCAAGUUUCUGGAAUAUCAAGACACUCGGGAGGACCUCUUGGGACCAGUCAUUCUUGGUGUGGGAAUGUCUUUGUGGAUUAUCAAUAUGUAUCUUUGGUCAGUGGUGUUUUCAUUGUUCAAUCGAUACACGGACGAUGACGACCCAAUAAGUCCCAAUUACCCGACCCGGAAGAAUAAAAGAAAAUCCCACGCGAAGAACAAGGAAGUGGUUUGAUUGAUCAAAUCGUUCCUACAACGUUGACCCCUCUCAACGCUGUUUUAAGGAACUGUAUGCUUACGAAAAUGAAUAACUUUCUCUCACGUAGUUCUUUUACGUGGCUUUUAGAUUGUCUUCCGGCUUUUGAUAAGCUUGAAGUUCGUUUGAGAGAUCGCCUUGCGUUCCAUUUUUGGCUGUCAAUAUCAUUAGUAUUAAUAUAUGCGUUCCAGAGCA
This is a messenger RNA of Tigriopus californicus, 3791 nucleotides long. RefSeq lists its product as uncharacterized. The record is from RefSeq and is a predicted model, not a curated record. NCBI's taxonomy places the organism in Eukaryota, Metazoa, Arthropoda, Copepoda, Harpacticoida, Harpacticidae. Bases 152 to 1120 code for a protein of 322 amino acids. The transcript is spliced from 8 exons.